Molecule: messenger RNA, 4032 nt
Organism: Bursaphelenchus okinawaensis
Lineage: Eukaryota; Metazoa; Nematoda; Chromadorea; Rhabditida; Aphelenchoididae
Source: the annotation of a GenBank genome assembly
AUGCUACUCGCCAGCGGAGCGGGCGACUUUGAGGCCAAUCGCGAAAACAAGGAGUAUUUGGCCCAGUUAUUGGCCGCACAACAACAGGCUGCCGCUGCCUUGGGACAACAGUGUCAGGUAUGGGGGAUUUUGGGUGUAAAGAAAGUUCUUGCCGUUUUGUUUUGUAAAGAAAGUCCUUGCUAUUUUAUGUUUUGUAGAGAAAGUUCUUGCCAUUUAAAGCCUCAUUUUACAAAAAAAUCUAAAAUUUUUCGUAUUUUAGGACCAAAUGAAGGAAAACGCGACCUCAGCCUCACCUUCGUCCAGCUCGGACUCGGGCAGUAAGCAUGACAGAGCCAUCAUUGAGAGUAAAACCAACUUGAUCAUCAACUAUCUGCCUCAGACCAUGAGUCAAGAUGAGGUUCGGUCAUUGUUUGCAUCAAUGGGACCAAUUGAGAGCUGUAAAUUGGUUCGUGACAAAACUACUGGUAUGUACUGUAUUUUUAACGCUAUUAUUGUACUUUUAAAAUUUUCAUCGAAAAAAUUCUUUAGUACGUCUUUUUGAGUCAUUUGUAAUAGGUUUGAUAAGAAAUUAAAGUGAAAUAAGGAAUUUCAUGUUUUCGUGGUGGGACCCAACUUAAAAAUUGUUAAAAUUCUUAUUUAUAGUCAAUACACACAAAUUUAUGUUUUUUUUGUACUCUAAAGGACUUUUUAAAUAAUUUCAACCAAAGGAAAAAUAAAAAUGUAAAGAUCACGUUUUCGUGAUGGGACCUAAAAUGAUGACAAAAAUGGCGUUUAAAUACAGAUUUUCAAAAAUUUUUAUUUUUUAUGGCGUUACAGAGCCUUUUCAAGCUUACUUUAACGGUUUUUUGUUUAAAUUAGUUAAAAUCAAGUUUUCGUGGUGGGACCCAAAAAAAAAAUUUUUUUUCGUAUUUUAAACACAAAUCGUAUGAAAAAGAUACACAUCCGUAUUUUACAAUUUUAAUUUUGAUCUAAAUUCAAUAUUCAUAGAUUUUAAAUUUUAAGAUUUUUAAAAAUCUAAGUUUUAACGUCUUUGAUCUAUGUUAAUAUCAGCUCUCUUCGGUACUCAAUGUGAAUAUAAUUUGAAUAAAGCACGAAAAAACUGAGUUCAAUUAACCCCCGAUCACAUGUUGUCAGUACGAUAAUAUAUUCUAAUCAUUUUUGUGUACUUUUGUGCUUGAUUUUUUGAUUUUUCGACCGGUCGACAUGCGUUUUUAUUUGUUUCCUUCUUCCGUUUUUGGUUUCCCAAUUGUUUCCUGUUUUUGGAUUUAAGUUCUACUUGAUUUUAGGUCAGAGCCUUGGUUAUGCUUUUGUAAAUUACUGUAACCCGGACGACGCGCAACGUGCACGCCAAAGCCUGAACGGCCUGCGGCUGCAGAACAAGACGAUCAAGGUGCGUUUCGUGCGAAAUUUGCCAUUUUUUUCAUUUUCGACUUUUCACUUUUUUGAUUUUUUUGUUCACAUGUACCAAGCUUCUUCAUUGUAACCGCGUUUUAUAUUGUAGUAGGUGGGGGACGUCGCUACAAGACUUUAUAGUGUUGUAGGUGGGGGACGGCGCUACAACACUUUAUAUUUUAGUAGGUGGGGGAGAUCGCUACAAGUUUUUUCUAGAGUAAAAGCCAAAAAAUGUUUCUGUUCCACAGGCCUCAGUAGAGUAAGGGUAAGACGGGGUGUUAGGCUGGUUAAAAGGCGUUUUGUGAAUUGUUAGGCUAGUUAAAAGCCAUUUGUGAGGUUUUAGGCUAGCUAAAAGGCUUUUUAAAAGGUUUGAGGCUAGUUAAAAGACACCCCAUGUUGCUUUUGAUUAGAUAAAUUACUUUAUUAUGGAGUUUUCGGCUAGUUAAACAACGUUCUUGGAUAAAUAUCAGCUAGUAUUUUAAGUUACAACUGAUAUUGUACUAUACGAGUAUGCAUACGGUACGGUAUCGAUAGGUAUGUCAGAGGUUGGGCUAGAACUAGAGCUAGGACUAAGGCUAGGGCUAAAGCUAGAGCUAGGACUAGGGCUAGAGGUAGGGGUAGGAUAGAAAGCUUAUUUUUGUGUGAAAAUAUAUAUGUUUAAAAACACCUAAUUAAUUUUAAAGUAUUGUAUUUUAGUUUAUCUUAUUUGUAUUAAGCUAUAAAACACUGUUUGUUACCUAAAAAAUUAAAUUUUACCCAUUUAUUGUUUUAAAAAUCAAUUUUAAAUUUUUGUUACCUAAAAAUCAACUUUUUUCAAAACUUGUUACCUAAAAUUAACUUUUUGUUAGAUUUGUUACCUAAAAUCAAUUUUUCAUUAGAUUUAUUAUCUAAACUCAACUUUUUACAAAAUUUGCUACUUAAAAUCAACUUUUUUUUCCAACCUUUUUUUUACCUAAUAUCGGAUUUUCACAAGAUUUUUUACCUAAAAACAACUUUUCAGCAAAUUUUUUUGCUUAAAAUUGACUUUUUUUAAAUUUGUUACCUAAAAUCAUCAACUUUUCACAAAAUUUGUUACCUAAAAUUUACUUUUUGCUAAAUUUUUUACCUAAAAACUCAUUUUAAAGCCAAAUUUAUAAAAAAUACCAAAUUUUAGGUAUCACUUGCUCGUCCAUCACAUGAAACGAUUAAAGGAGCCAAUCUUUAUGUCAGUGGACUGCCAAAAACCUUGACACAGCCAGAAUUGGAGAAACUGUUCAUUUCAUAUGGCAGUAUUAUCACUAGCAGGAUUUUGUCUGAUAAUGUGACUGGUGAGGCAGUUUCUUAAUUUUUUUUCAUUUUAAAAUUUGGAAAAAAUUUUUUUUUAUUUUUAAGUUAAAAAAAAUUUAAAUCCAAUUUUUAGGUCUAUCAAAAGGCGUAGGCUUCGUCCGUUUCGACCGCAAAUCCGAGGCCGAAGUAGCUAUCGAGAAAAUGAAUGGCACUACCCCUCCGGGCUUUACCGAGCCAUUACAAGUCAAGUUCGCCAACAAUCCGGCGGCCGCUACUCAGAAGAACAUGCUACAGGUCAGUGACCUCAUGACCCAAGCCGCUCUGGCCCCAAUCGCGGCUCUACAGUCCGUGGCCGCUUUCAAUUCGGUCCAACGGCCAAGUGUCGGUCCAAUCCGACACACACCUCAGCUCGGCACUCUACGCUACUCACCGCUAGCUGCUCCGACGCAGACCGCUUUAACGGCUCAGACUUCGUUGGCUGGAGCGGCUGGAUACAUGCCUACACAGACGGCGGAUUUGCUCACAACUCAAGCCAUUCUCCAGCAGCUAACGGCCGCUCAAACUCAACAACAACAGCUGGCGGCGCUGAAUGCUGCGGCGUUGGCUAGCCAACAACAGGCUCAAGUUGCGGCGGUUCAGGCUGCACCUAAAGUGCCUAGCCCUAGUGGUAAGUGGGGUUAUAGUAGUGGGAUUUGAAGGGGUAGGGGAGGGCUAGGGUAGAAAAGAGUUAAAUUACAGUAUUCAUAGGGUACGGUUGGGCAGGGUAGAGUAGGGUGUGGUAAGGUAAAAUAAAGAUAGGGCAGGUUAAAGUACGGUAUGCUCUGAUACGGUUGGAUAUAGUAGGGCAAAGCCGGGUAGGAGAGAGUAAGUAAAGUGAGGGAAGAGUAAGGGAGGGUAGGGACAAGCGGGGUAGGGUAGAUUAGAUUAGGGUACGGUAUGUUAUAAUAAGGCAGGGUAGGAUGGGGCAGAGUAAAAUAGAGUACAAUAAGGUAGGGUAGAGCAAGAUAAAGUAGGGUAGGGUACUGUAAGGUAGGGUAGGGUUGGUUAAGAUACAGUAGGGUAAGGCUGCUUAAUUUAUUUACUAAUCCCAAUCUUCCAGGUACCAGUACGGCUGCCGGCUUCAGUAUCUUUGUCUACAACCUAGGCCCCGAAACCGAUGAGCCAACUCUAUGGCGUUUGUUUGGUCCAUUUGGGGCCGUUCUCCAUGUUAACGUAAUGAAAGACACCUUCAACAAAUGUAAAGGAUACGGUUUUGUGACAAUGGCCAACUACGAGGACUCAUUGAAUGCCAUUACAAACCUGAAUGGCACUCAAUUGGGUAACAGAACGCUUCAAGUCAGCUUCAAGUCGGCUCAGAAUGCUAUGUAUCGUUAG